Molecule: messenger RNA, 972 nt
Organism: Lachancea mirantina
Lineage: Eukaryota; Fungi; Ascomycota; Saccharomycetes; Saccharomycetales; Saccharomycetaceae
Source: the annotation of a GenBank genome assembly
AUGGAAUUAUCUGAAUUAUAUUCGAGUCGUGAGAGCAGCGCGCUGUCGGCUUUUAAGGAGCCUAAAACCGUCAAUUUUGAAGAACUUCCGCCUUGGGAGUUUCGGCGCACCGUUGAAAACGGCGGAAUCAGAAGAUGUCACAACCUAUGUAUCCUGCUGUGGUUUUUGAAUGGAGACGUAGAGCUCACGUACGAUUUUGGUCCAUGUGGCAGACCGUUGCAGCUCUUUAAAGACGUUCUGAGGCGCGGAGUGUUUGCGCGGUACGAAAACCUGUUUGACAUCUCACCAGAAGGGCUUGACGGUGGUCUCGGUGACACUACGCUAGUACCAGGCGCUCGUGCCUAUAAAGUUUCCGUUUUCCCGCAGAUUUUGCAGUUCGCACAAAUGUCAGGGACUUCCAAAAUUGCCAAGUCGGAACGCCAGGACAUGAAAACGUUGAUUCUCGACUACAUAUUACGGUUUGAAGAUAGUUUUCGUGCGUAUCUUGGUACUACGAGCAAAAAACGGCGGUUAGAUGCGGUAAAUACUCUGAUCGAGAUCGUAGAAGCUUACGUCAACGAUAUGGUGCUCGAGAUUCUGUCCAGAUGGCAUGACUGGCAUAUGACCGUCGGGACCAGCGAACCCCCUCUGGCACUGAGCAAAAAGGUUCUCCAAAGGCUCUGGGACUGUUUUCUGUGCUUUGAUGCCGGAAAUUCGCUUUCCGAAUUCGUUUCGCGCUUGAAAAAACGGUGUCAAAAGACCACCAGACGGCAAAGGACGUUCUGUGGGCCAAAAAUAGGCUACGGCAUGUGGAUCGACGGGGCAAGUGGAAUACUUCUGUUUUGCAACUCUAUCUCUUCGAACUCCGAGGUCAUGCCCAGCGCAGGGUUCGCGAUAAAGCAAGAGAGCGUCGAGGAAAGCGUGAAAAAGAUGUUGCUAUUUAUCAACCUCAGCGUUUUGGAAUGUUUUUCAUGGGAGAUGGCCCGCGGCUGA